Mustela erminea (ermine) is the source of this 528-nucleotide messenger RNA. Its product is annotated as MICOS complex subunit MIC26-like. Gene Ontology annotation, biological process: cristae formation. Gene Ontology annotation, cellular component: MICOS complex. The transcript has a single exon. The coding region runs from base 13 to 528 and encodes 171 amino acids. Lineage: Eukaryota; Metazoa; Chordata; Mammalia; Carnivora; Mustelidae. The record is from RefSeq and is a predicted model, not a curated record.
UCUGCCAGCAACAUGUUCAACGUAAUUCAGAGGGCUGUGGGGCCGGCCAGCCUGAGUCUGCUCACCUUCAAAGUCUAUGUGUCACCUAAAAAGGAUUCACCUCACAAAGCUUCUGUGAAAUUUAAUGAGCUUUCAUUCUGCUCCAUUCCUGAGGGUCAGUCUAAAUAUGUGGAAGAGCCAAGGACCCCACUUGAAGAAAGCAUUUCACAUCUCCAACAUUAUUGUGAGCCAUAUACAAGUUGGUGUCAGGAAAUGUACUCACAAACUAAGCCCAAGAUGCAGAGCUUGGUUCAAUGGGGGUUAGGCAGCUAUGAAUAUCUCCAAAAUGCACCUUCUGGAUUUUUUCCAAGACUUGAUGUUAUCAGUUUUCCUGGCAUUGUUGGACUUCUUUUGGCUAGAGGCUCAAAAAUAAAGAAGCUGGUAUAUCCACCUGACUUCAUGGGACUUGCUGCCUCUCUUUAUUAUCCACAACAAGCCAUCGUAUUUUUUCAGGUCAGUGGGGAGAAAUUAUAUGACUGGGAUUUAUGA